UCUCCACCGACUCUCUGACCUGUGGUCGUUCCUGCUCUGACGUCACUAACUGCCACUCAGGUCUGGCGGAAAGAAGUUUCACUUUCUUAGUGGGAUUCAGAAACGGUUGAUUCCUAGAAAGCCGAGACGUGAAGAAAGAAGCUCUGCCCUGGAGGAGACCAAAGAACCGUCGUACCAGCUGUUAGGUCAAUACUUCCACAGGAAGAGGUUUCUGACUCUGUGAUUGGUCUCUCUGUGAUCCUGAAGGGACUCUCUCUGCGUGUUGAAAAAUCUGAACCAUGUGGACCGGUGAAGGAGAGGUUCAGGUGAAAGCCCGGAUGGAGACCACCCCUGCCAUGGGCGUCCCUAGUAUCUCUCUUUCCCAGAAGCAGACCCCUAAAAAGUUUGGCCCUGUGGUGGCCCCGAAGCCCCAGUUCAACCCCUACAAGACGGGAGACCCCAUUGACCUUGCUGGAGGGAACUACCCCCCUCCUCCUCCACCUGUUGACGACGGAGGCCUCCCAUCCCUCAUGUCCGCCCCCCCCCCUCCAUCCAUGGACAGAGAAUACCAGAUGUGCAGGCCACAGAAGACCCUAGAGGAGAGGCGGUCCAGUCUGGAUGCUGAGAUUGACUCUCUGACCUCUAUCCUAGCUGACCUGGAGAGUAACUCACCUUACAAGCCCCGCAAUGCACAGAACUCUGAAACACUUCCGUCGGUGACCAGUCCCAAUGCUCCGGUCACCGGCUACAAGCGUAUGGUCAUCCCGACUCAGCCUCCUCUGACGGCCACUAAGAAGUCCGGGGCCCCAGGUGGAACACUGCCCCGUUCCCAGGUGGAGCACUGCCCCUCCUCUGCCUCCCCAGUGGCCGGGCCUCAGUUCCAUACGGUGCCCCAGCCAGUCCCAGCCACCUACGCCACAGCCUCCACCCCCAGCCAGCCCACCUUCAACGUACAGGUGAGGUCUGCCCAACCCGCCGCCCAGCACCAGUCCCCAGGACCCCCCCAGCAGUUUGCCCAGCAGCCGAUUCAGAGCCCAGCCCAGGUCCAGUACAUGUCUGCUCAGCCACGAGGCCCUGACUCGGCCUACGGGCCCCCUCAGCCACGAGGCCCUGACUCGGCCUACGGGCCCCCUCAGCCACGAGGCCCUGACUCGGCCUACGGGCCCCUUCAGCCACGAGGCCCUGACUCGGCCUACGGGCCCCCUCAGCCACGAGGCCCUGACUCGGCCUACGGGCCCCCUCAGCCACGAGGCCCUGACUCGGCCUACGGGCCCCCUCAGCCACGAGGCCCGGACUCGGCCUACGGGCCCCUUCAGCCACGAGGCCCUGACUCGCCACGAGGCCCUGACUCGGCCUACGGGCCCCCUCAGCCUCGAGGCCCUGACUCGGCCUACGGGCCCCCUCAGCCACGAGGCCCUGACUCGGCCUACGGGCCCCCUCAGCCACGAGGCCCUGACUCGGCCUACGGGCCCCCUCAGCCACGAGGCCCUGACUCGGCCUACGGGCCCCCUCAGCCACGAGGCCCUGACUCGGCCUACGGGCCCCCUCAGCCACGAGGCCCUGACUCGGCCUACGGGCCCCCUCAGCCACGAGGCCCUGACUCGGCCUACGGGCCCCCUCAGCCACGAGGCCCUGACUCGGCCUACGGGCCCCCUCAGCCACGAGGCCCUGACUCGGCCUACGGGCCCCCUCAGCCUCGAGGCCCUGACUCGGCCUACGGGCCCCCUCAGCCGCGAGGCCCUGACUCGGCCUACGGGCCCCCUCAGCCAGGCUUCGCCCCUCAGCCAGGCUCUGCACCACAAGGGUACCCAGAACAGGCCUACCCUGGACCAGGAGGAGAACCAGGAAACACCUGGAGACCCCAGCCUAGCUAUACUGCUGCUCCUACCCAGCAGGGCUUCCCACAACCUGUCCCUAAGAAGACCUACAUCACUGACCCUCCUGCCAGCCUGGUGCCUCCUGUACACCUCGCCCCACAGAAGGCUCCCAGCGGUGCCAGGCCUGAGGAAGAACUGGAGCGCCUCACCAAGAAGAUGCUGCAUGACAUGGAAAACCCUCCGGCCGAGGAGUACUUUGGGCGGUGUGCCAGCUGUGGGGAUAAUGUGGUGGGUGAGGGGACCGGCUGUACCGCCAUAGACCAGGUCUUCCACGUGGACUGCUUCAUCUGCAUGACCUGCAGUGGCAGGCUGCGCGGUAAACCCUUCUACGCCGUGGAGAAGAAGGCCUACUGCGAGACCUGCUACAUCAACACCCUGGAGUCCUGUAACAUCUGCAGUAAACCCGUCAUGGACCGUGUCCUUCGGGCUACAGGGAAGGCCUACCACCCACACUGCUUCACCUGUGUGGUGUGUCAACGCAGCCUGGACGGCAUCCCCUUCACUGUGGACGCUGCCAACCACAUCCACUGCAUCCACGACUUCCACAAGAAGUUUGCCCCUCGUUGCAGUGUGUGUUCUGAGCCCAUCAUGCCAGCUCCAGGCCAGGAAGAGACUGUUCGUAUCGUGGCCUUGGAUCGAGACUUCCACGUGCAGUGUUACCGCUGUGAGGACUGUGGUUCUCUGCUGUCUGAAGGGGACAACCAGGGCUGUUACCCCCUGGACGGACAUGUCCUCUGUAAGAGCUGUAACACCAGCCGUAUCCAGGCCCUCACCGCCAAGACUACCACUGACCUCUGAACCCCAGAUACCCUGCUACCCCGCCAAGGCUACCACUGACCUCUGAACCCCAGAUACCCUGCUACACCGCCAAGGCUACCACUGACCUCUGAACCCAAAAUACCCUGCUGUUCCCGCUAUCUGCUCCCAUAGCCCUCCCUGGCUGGCUGCAGCACGCAAACGCACGCACGCACACACACACACACACACACACACACACACACACACACACACACACACACACACACACACACACACACACACACACACAGAGAGAGACAGACACACAGAGACACACACAAACACAUAAGGGGACAUACACACAUUCAGAUACACACCUACAUACACUCACACUAAGCCAGCUUGCACACACACCUAUGAACAUUAUGAAAAAUAUGAAUAUUAUGAAAUUGCUAAACAAGGCAUAAACAACGAUUGUGAAUUGAUGCUGGUACAAGCAGCACUGAAGAGGCCUGAUGUCUGAGCCUUUACUGUUUUCUCGUUGUUCAUCUCCAAAUGUACAUGUCUCCGUUGAAGUCAUUCAGCAGCAGACACUGUUAUCCAGAGACGAACAGACCAGUGAAAACCUCUUCUUCCAUGGUCUCAGCGUUACUGCUGUUGCCUUGUGCCUUGUAGUUGAUUUGAGUCUCGCUCGACUGGCGGGUCAGUCUGUUUCCUGACUUGACAUCUCAUGUUGUCACCUACAGUUUGCCGAUGUCAAGAUGACCCAGUCGUUCAUUCCGAUGUGCUCCUGAUGACUGUUCUGUUCCUCCUUGGAUGUGGUCCAAGUUGUACCCUAUGGAGGGGUCGUAACGGGCCGAUAGGGCUCUGGCGUACAUGUUUUCCACUAAAUAAGGAAUAGAGUGCUGUUUGGGACUGACUGCCUCGAGCCUGUUUCAACACAGUGUUUAAACCUAGAGUUGAUGUCUGUGCCCCCAGCCAAAAUCAAAUUAACAUAAUUAACAAAUCUGUCUGUUUAAGCUAGAUAUGUUGUUGUUAUUUUUUGGGUUGUAGUUUUUUGGGUUGUAGUUUUUUUGGCCAACAGCUAGACAAACGGAUAGAUUUGUUUAUUAUGUUAAUUUGUUUUUGUUGUUGUUUUGGUUGUAUGCUUCUCAAUCCACCACAUCUACCGACAGCUAGACAAACAGAUACAUUUGUUUAUUAUGUUAAUUUGUUUUUGUUGUUGUUUUGGUUGUAUGCGUCUCAAUCCACCACAUCUACCGACAGCUAGACAAACAGAUACAUUUGUUUAUUAUGUUAAUUUGUUUUUGUUGUUGUUUUGGUUGUAUGCUUCUCAAUCCACCACAUCUACCGACAGCUAGACAAACAGAUACAUUUGUUUAUUAUGUUAAUUUGUUUUUGUUGUUGUUUUGGUUGCAUGCCGAUGUCACCGCACCGCAUGGUGGAAGGUCACAGAGCUACAUGGAGUCUCUCAGACCAGGAGACAUCUGUAGCGUCCGAAUGGUUUGGCGUGCAAAACGAAUAUGACCCUUUAUGGCAAGAUGAGUCUCACGAACACGAUGGUGUUCUCCGAUUGGCUCUACGACCCCCACAAACUUCACAGGACUCGUCCGAUAUACCAACUUCUGCCUAUAGCAUCCAAACACUUUGUUUUGCUGUAUAAAUCUGUUUAAAAUGGGCUAAUAGCAGUAAGGACAAAUUCAAUCAUCAAAUAAUUGUUAGUUAUGAUUUUUUUUAUUAUACUUACAGUGGUCCUAAAAAUUAAAAAUAGCCUAAUGAUCAUUGGUAUGACCAUCUUAAAACAACUCCAAAUGUUAGAAUAGAAGAAGUCCAAGCCCGGGCCCUUAGACCUUAAAGAGACCCAACACAUUGACACCGAAAUUGGACGUCCUGAUGGCAGUUCGCGAUAUUACCAGUUCGCGAUAUUACCAGUUCGCGAUAUUACCAGUUCGCGAUAUUACCAGUUCGCGAUAUUACCAGUUCGCGAUAUUACCAGUUCGCGAUAUUACCAGUUCGCGAUAUUACCAGUUCGCGAUAUUACCAGUUCGCGAUAUUACCAGUUCGCGAUAUUACCAGUUCGCGAUAUUACCAGCAAGGCUUGGGUUUUGAGGCCUUGUGGAAAGGGGUGCUGGAUAGGCGUAAUCCCAUAUCAAUUGAUGUAAGGGGGGGAGGGGGGAUUUAACCCUAUCCCAAACCUUAACCCAAUACCUUAACUAUUUGGAAAAAGUGUUUAAACUUAACCCUUAACUUUGAAAAUGUACGUUUGGAGCAACUCUGAAAUGUGUAUUAUGGAGGAUGUGGUUAAAUGUCUAAUUCUGCAGUGAGACCGUGAGAGCUUGUUGGGAGAAGAGACUGACUGACUGACGACCUGCCUGACUGACUGUCUGACUGACGGCAUGCCUGUCUGACUGAUUGACUGACGACCUGCCUGACUGACUGAUUGACAGACUGACUGACUGACUGACUGACGGCCUGCCUGCCUGACUGACGACCUGCCUGACUGACUGAUUGACAGACUGACUGACUGACUGACUGAUUGACUGACUGACGGCAUGCCUGACUGACUGAUUGACAGACUGACUGACUGACUGACUGACGGUCUGCCUGCCUGACUGACGACCUGCCUGACUGACUGACUGACUGACUGACUGAUUGACUCCUGACUGACUGAUUGACUGACUGACUGUCUGACUUACGGCCUGCCUGCCUGACUGACGACCUGCCUGACUGACUGACUGACUGACUGACUGACUGACUGACUGAUUGACUGACUGACUGAUUGACUGACUGACUGAUUGACUCCUGCCUGACUGAUUGACUGACUGAUUGACUGACUGAUUGACUGACUGACUGACUGACUGGCUGGCUGGCUGACUGACUGACUGACUGAUUGACUGGCUGACUGACUGACUGAUUGACUGACUGACUGAUUGACUGAUUGACUCCUGCCUGACUGAUUGACUGAUUGACUCCUGCCUGACUGAUUGACUGACUGAUUGACUGACUGACUGACUGACUGACUGAUUGACUCCUGCCUGCCUGACUGACUGAUUGACUGUUUAGUAGAGACAAACCUGUUCUAUAUAGCCUGACUGACAGUCUAUCUGUGCUAUCCUGCCAGCUAAUUGUCAGUCAUUGUCGUGCCAAAUAAAGACAGCAAUGGAGUAGGAAAUAACGCCAACAGAUCUGGGACCAGGCUAGAUGAGGCUAUGUGAGAUAUGGGAAACAAAUCUGGGACCAGGCUAGAUGAGGCUAUGUGAGAUAUGGGAAACAAAUCUGGGACCAGGCUAGAUGAGGCUUUGUGAGAUAUGGGAAACAGAUCUGGGACCAGGCUAGAUGAGGCUAUGUGAGAUAUGGGAAACAGAUCUGGGACCAGCCUAGAUGAGGCUUUGUGAGAUAUGGGAAACAGAUCUGGGACCAGGCUAGAUGAGGCUAUGUGAGAUAUGGGAAACAGAUCUGGGACCAGCCUAGAUGAGGCUUUGUGAGAUAUGGGAAACAGAUCUGGGACCAGGCUAGAUGAGGCUAUGUGAGAUAUGGGAAACAGAUCUGGGACAAGGCUAGAUGAGGCUAUGUGAGAUAUGGGAAACAGAUCUGGGACCAGGCUAGAUGAGGCUUUGUGAGAUAUGGGAAACUGUUCUGGGACCAGGCUAGAUGAGGCUAUGUGAGAUAUGGGAAACAGAUCUGGGACCAGGCUAGAUGAGGAUUUGUGAGAUAUGGGAAACAGAUCUGGGACCAGGCUAGAUGAGGCUAUGUGAGAUAUGGGAAACAGAUCUGGGACCAGGCUAGAUGAGGCUUUGUGAGAUAUGGGAAACUGUUCUGGGACCAGGCUAGAUGAGGCUAUGUGAGAUAUGGGAAACAGAUCUGGGACCAGGCUAGAUGAGGAUUUGUGAGAUAUGGGAAACAGAUCUGGGACCAGGCUAGAUGAGGCUAUGUGAGAUAUGGGAAACAGAUCUGGGACCAGGCUAGAUGAGGCUAUGUGAGAUAUGGGAAACAGAUCUGGGACCAGCCUAGAUGAGGCUUUGUGAGAUAUGGGAAACAGAUCUGGGACCAGCCUAGAUGAGGCUUUGUGAGAUAUGGGAAACAGAUCUGGGACCAGGCUAGAUGAGGAUUUGUGAGAUAUGGGAAACAGAUCUGGGACCAGCCUAGAUGAGGCUAUGUGAGAUAUGGGAAACAGAUCUGGGACCAGGCUAGAUGAGAUAUGGUAAACAGAUCUGGGACCAGGCUAGAUGAGGAUUUGUGAGAUAUGGGAAACAGAUCUGGGACCAGGCUAGAUGAGGCUAUGUGAGAUAUGGGAAACAGAUCUGGGACCAGGCUAGAUGAGGAUUUGUGAGAUAUGGGAAACAGAUCUGGGACCAGGCUAGAUGAGGCUAUGUGAGAUAUGGGAAACAGAUCUGGGACCAGGCUAGAUGAGGAUUUGUGAGAUAUGGGAAACAGAUCUGGGACCAGGCUAGAUGAGGCUAUGUGAGAUAUGGGAAACAGAUCUGGGACCAGGCUAGAUGAGGCUUUGUGAGAUAUGGGAAACAGAUCUGGGACCAGGCUAUGUUCAGUGGGAUUUCAAUGUACUCUUUCAACACAGACAGAGGGCCAGCCUCACAGCAAUUAGCUUCUAAAAUAGCAGAAUUAGUAUAGAAACCUUUUAAAAUGCAAGUCGAUAUAAAAAUGUGUAUCUCGCAAAUUUACUCGGUAUAUUUACAGAGCCUUCAGAAAGUGUUCACACCACUUGACUUUUUCCAAAUUGUGUUGUGUUACAGCCUGAUUUUAAAAUUGAAAUGGAAUUAUGUUGUUUUUUUAUGUUUACAAAUUAAUUAAAAAAAUGUAAGCUGAAA
Molecule: messenger RNA, 7420 nt
Organism: Oncorhynchus masou masou (cherry salmon)
Lineage: Eukaryota; Metazoa; Chordata; Actinopteri; Salmoniformes; Salmonidae
Product: lipoma-preferred partner homolog
Exons: 16
Coding region: 279-2654 (791 amino acids)
Biological process (GO): cell-cell adhesion
Cellular component (GO): focal adhesion; stress fiber
Source: RefSeq, a predicted model, not a curated record